Molecule: messenger RNA, 5510 nt
Organism: Dunckerocampus dactyliophorus (ringed pipefish)
Lineage: Eukaryota; Metazoa; Chordata; Actinopteri; Syngnathiformes; Syngnathidae
Gene: rasal3
Product: RAS protein activator like 3
Exons: 19
Coding region: 1583-4267 (894 amino acids)
Biological process (GO): regulation of GTPase activity
Source: RefSeq, a predicted model, not a curated record
CAGCAAGAAGGUGGAGGGGCCCGCUUGAAAAAGUACUGGAGGUCUGUAUCUCAGAAGCUGAAAAGGCCCAAGCUGCUCAGCAGGAACAGCGCCCCCUUCUUGCGACCAGGACUGCCUGUUUCCUGUUCAUACAUGCUGAAUGAAGGCAGAAGUUACACAGCUGUAGGGCGCCUGGAAUAUUGUAAAUGAAUCUUUGAUUCAUGGAGGACGGCAAGGAGGAAUAUGUUUUAACAAGGAUACAAAAACGCUACAGCCAAGUGGCGCCAGGCCAAGCCACGAUCAGAGAAGUGAAAUAUGCCUGAGUCACUUAAUUCCAAUCUCAUAAGUUGAACAUUAGAAUUCAAACAAAAUUUGAUCUUUGAGAAUGUUUAAACAAGAGAGAAAUGUGAUAAAAUGUUAAUGCCUGUCUGAGAAAAGUGUAUCAAGUGUAUUGUGAGUGGUUUUACAGCCUUAAAACAUUAUAACAAUUGUACAAAAAUAUAGUUGGCCACUUUGCGGAUUUCAUUUAUUGCGGGUUAUUUUGGGAACCUAUCCCCCACGAUAAACAAGGCAACGCUGUACGGUGUUAGAAAUGCACUGCUGUUGAUGUGUUCAAGUCUGCCAUUGCUGCCUUUCACCCAUAGCAGCCGUUGGCCAAUGAACUGCUCUGCUGGGAAUAAUGCAUCAUGGGUACAAGUCAAAACAGCUUUUCUUUGUUAUUUUUAACUCUUAUUGGUGCUUGUCUUGUAAAUUUCCAAGCUUCCUUUUUAGUGUUAAGUUACUGUGUGAUGAUUUUAGCGUUCUUUGUAACCUUGAGUCAAACUGUUGAUAUUGAUUGAUGACCUCCUGUGAGGUUAAACACCAAACAGUUACUGCCGUUAACACGUUAGAAGAGCAAGCAGAAGAGUCUACCUCACACUUGGGAUAAGUAGUUAUGGGGAGAAAGUGAAUUAAAAACAACAAAAGUGACAUUCUUCUUUGCUGGAGGGACACGCAGCAACGUAUUCAUCCACCUAAGUAUUAGUGCGUAUUUUUCUUUUUGUACAAUAUUAAUCAUUUAUGGGAGUGCGUCAUAACCCCGUAACGUGGCAACGCAAGGACCGCCUGUAUAAUGUUUGGAGCAUAGCAGUACAUUAGAAUAAAAUAUAACCUUAAGGAAAAUACUGUACGCAUUGCAUAUAUUUUAUCUGAAACAAUUUACAUUUUAUGACUGAAAACCCCUACCACUCAUCACAGCAUGUUCCCUUUUGGGCCAAGUUGCUUCAGUCUGACUUGUUUACUUUCAUUGCUAUUCAGUAUUGUUUCAGCUGUCAUGUUGUUGAAUUACUGGAGACAUUUGUGUAGUCUGAUCAUGUCCUUUGAAACUUUGUCCUUUGGAGAAUCUAUCUAAGCAACUAUCUAUACUAAUACCACCAUUACUACUACUACUGCGUUUGCAUCCGCUUGCUUGUCUGCUGCUGUGACAGGUUUGGAUGAAGGUGAGCAUGAAGUUGAACACCACAAACAGCAGUGGGUGCCCCCCCAGGAGGUUCCCCUAUGGAACAUCAGCAACUGUGUUCUUGAAGAUGGACAGAUUCUCAUCUCCCCAGAGGAGGAACCGACAAUGUGGACACGGACCCGCGUGAGCAGCUGCCUGUCCAGCCUCAGCAUGCAGAAUCUUGUGGAUAUGGAAACAGAAUGUAGUCCUGACAAUUUGGGCCCUCGACCGAAGAAAGAAGAUGGUGGUGUGAAGGCACUGAUUAAGCGACGGCUUGAGAGCAAGGCAAAGAGAAAUAGUAACACUCAAGUCAACCCCAUGGGACUCCACAAAGGAAGCAGGCAAUACGGCUCCAGGGAGUCUGUGUCGAUUCCAGUGUGUCCAGUCGGAAGUCUAGAUCUAAGUGCGGAUGCCAGCACUGUCGUCAGGCCGGUCCACAGCUCCAUUUUAGGGGAGAAGUACUGUUUUGAGGUUAUCAACUCUGAGAGCACGCAUUGCUUUGGCUGCUCCUCAGCUGCAGAACGUGAUCGAUGGAUUGAAGAUCUGAGACGGGCCGCCCAGCCUAAUAAGGAUAACACUGAGCGCACAGAGAACUCCCUCAGUCUGUGGGUUAAUGAAGCAAAGGAUCUGCCACCCAAACGCCGUUACUACUGUGAGAUACAUCUGGACGGGACUCUGUUCGCCCGUUCCACCAGCAAGGUUUCCAGCCACUCUCACCUGGCUGGGGACAGCUCUUCUGGUUCUUCUGGACACCUGGGUGGGAAUGGAGGCGGAACCGGGGGCUUUCAGUUAUUCUGGGGAGAGUUCUUUGAGCUAGACAAUCUCCCUUGCAUCUCCCAAAUCACGUUGCACCUUUUCUGCGAAGAGGACUCAAAAAAAAAGCGGCAUUCCGGAGAGGUGUUCAGCCCGCAUCUGCUUGGUAGCGUGGAUAUACGCUUAGCGGAGAUUCGAGGCAGGACCUACCAAGAAAAGUGGUACCCCAUCAUUCCAUACAAAGUCUCAGCCACAGCAUGCAGCAAAGAACUCCUGGGGCCACAGGCCUCUCUCCGCAUCAAGGCCCGGUUCCAGAACCUGCAGGUUCUGCCUAUGGAGAAAUACAAAGAGUUUGCCGAGUAUGUGACUGUGGAUUAUGAAGACAUGUGCAAAAACUUGGAGCCUCUUCUGAACGUCAAAGAAAAGGAGGAGCUGGCAGGAGCUCUUGUGCAUGUGCUGCAGAGUAUUGGCAAAGCAAAGGAGUUUCUUGUUGAUUUGGCCAAAGCUGAAGUUGAGCGUUUGGGAGAGAAGGAGGCGCUGAUCUUCAGAGAGAACAGCCUGGCCACUAAAGCCAUAGAUGAAUACAUGAAGCUGGUGGGACAGAAGUACCUCAUCGACACACUCGGGGACGUUAUUACACGUCUCUAUAUGACAGGGGACAACUGUGAAGUUAACCCUCGCAAAUGUCAUGCCUCUGAACUGUCAAACAACCAGAAGCACUUGAGGGAAGUGUGUGACGAGGCGGUGCGGAAAAUUACUGACCUGCACGGACACUUUCCUGAAGAGCUGAACAAGAUUUUCUCAAGCUGGACAGAGAUGUGUGAAGACCAGGGAAGACCAGAGAUUGGUCAGCGUCUCAUCUUCGCUUCCCUCUUCCUUCGCUUCUUGUGUCCGGCUGUCCUCAGUCCUUCACUGUUCGGUUUGACGCAGUCUUACCCAGAAUCGAACACUCUGCGCACACUGACCUUAACUGCAAAAGUCAUCCAGAACCUGGCAAACUUCACCCUAUUUGGAGAGAAGGAGGAGUACAUGCUGUUUAUGAAUGAAUUCUUACAGCAGCAUUGGGAUAGAAUGAGGGGCUUUCUACAAACUGUGUCCGAUCCUUGCACUGAGAUCCCAAUGAGCUCGUUUGAUGGCUAUGUGGAUCUACCUUUGCAACUGGCCGUGCUGCAUGGUCUGCUGGUUGAUAUCAUCCAUCAGAGGGCACAGGAAACAAUAGAGAAGUUGCACCCUCUGCCUUGGAUUCUGAACCAGAUAACAGAGUCACUGGGCCCUGAGAUACCCCAGAUCACAAUAAACAGCCCAAGAAGACAAGUGAAGCCAAUGUACAUUCCUCCUAAACACCUGAGCAAGUACAGCCCUCACCAGUCGUCUCUCCAGCAGCUUCCUCAGGACUCCAAGGGUCUAAUAAAUAGCGUUUGCGAAGCGCGAAGGAGGAAGCCAGUCACCAGAACUCAGAGUGCCCCAUACAGACGUCCUGAAAAGAGAAUGAAGAGACACACGAGUUCUGAAGCUCUGCCCACAGCUGACCAUGAACAAGAUUUGGACACAAGUCAGCCUCUUAUCUCAUCACCAAAAGCUAGUGAGUCAAGCAAACCAUGUGCACCAGUUCCCUGGAUUAAAGACAUCCAAAAGAGGGAGCCCAGUGAGAUGAAACUGGAGCACGAAGGUCUCAGCUUACUGGACAGGCAUACCCAAGAACUGUCUGAGCUCCGCCUGGGGGUAGACCAGGUGACGGAGCGUGAGCUUGAAAUGGCAAAGCGACUGGAGGACUUCAUCAUCCAAAGCCUGGACCAGCAUGCAAUGCUGCAGGCUGAAGUCAACGAGAUCCGGAAUCUGCUGGCCGUUCGAGAUGAGCAGCUUGCCAGCGCCACCUUCAGGUUGGGUGUGAUUGAGGAGGAGAGGGAGAAUGAUGAGCGCAAGAUGAAUGUCGCCACUGCAGCAGCUGAGCGAAUGAACACAUUGGAGGAGCAGUUUGUAGACUUGAUGAAGGACCUCCAUCGUGUCAAUGAGGCCUACAACAGCAUCGUACAAGCUGUUGAAAAGCAACCCGUUUAGAUUUCAUAGCUCUUCUCCACAAUUUUGCACAUGGCUGGUUUUAUUAAUGAAUCUUGUAUAAAGUACCCAAAUGCUAUGCUGUACUUGAGUAAAAAUAAAGAUCAGGAUUGAGCCCACACUGAUUAAAUACAGGGCAAGUAUUGCCCAUACCGAUAUCACUACUUUACUUGAAAUUUUUGGUCAUUGAAUGUUUUGUAAUUUAUGCCUUUAAAGAAAGUAAACAAUCAUGAUUAUAAUCAGAAUAAAUCACAGGAUAAAGAAAACGUAUUCAUGAACAAUUAACAAUACAGUAUAUAAAUACAACAAUAUCAAUAAAAUAAUCAAAUUAUUCACUUUUUUUUUUUUUUUUUUACAAUUGUUUGUACAAAAUAAAAUCAAUAGUGAAAACAAAACUGUUGGUUCUCAUUCCUAUGUAUUUUGAAAUUGGCAAAGAGUACAUUUGGAAUACAGGAAGUGAACAAAUGAAUUGCAAUUGAUGUGACAGCCAGAAGGGGUAGGAUUAAAUAAUCUUGGCUAAUCUUCCGACUCCUUUUUGGACAUGUGGAAUUUUGAAUUGUACGAUGUGAUGUAUUCCAAUACAACUUGCAUACAUGGUCAAAAUAUAUUCUACCAUUACCAUUGAAAUCAUUUGGCUUUUUGUCCCCAAAGCCCUCUUGUGUCCAAAAACGUAUUAAGUUUGUAAACAAUAUAACGUAUUUGAACAACAGAACAAAAACAGACAGAUAUUUGGCAACUUAAACAUGGAAGAGAACUGAAAAAUAUCUCAUCAAGCUUAGUAUCAAUCCAAUACCGAUGUGACCCUGUUUUCAAUAAUAGCGAUACUCCGAUCGAUCGGAGCACCUCUCACAGGGAGUCAAUGCGUGCACAAUUUUUUUUUCUUUAAUACUGCGUAACAUGCUAAAUAAGAGACAAGAGAUAUGCGCUUGCUGUCAUUUUAAUCAAAUGAUGUUUGUUUUGACCUAUUCGAUUCACAUAGGGACGAUGCUCAUUGGAAAUGUAUAACUGGCCCUAAUGGAAAUAUGAAAGUACAAACAGAAAAAUGACUAUAUUAGUGUAACCAUGUUUAUUAUGUUGGUUAUUAUGAUACCAUUGUAUUGUUGCCAUGGUGCAACAAGUUGUUCAGAAGCGUGUUUCUAAAACUGUGGCCGCCUGAUUCAGCUCCAGGAUAAAGUUGACAAAAGGCAGGGCAAAAAGACCUUUUGUGUACUAUUCUGUCACAUGUAAACAGGAUUAAAAAUGCAAU